Messenger RNA from Thelazia callipaeda (thelaziosis nematode), 3554 nucleotides. NCBI's taxonomy places the organism in Eukaryota, Metazoa, Nematoda, Chromadorea, Rhabditida, Thelaziidae. The record is from the annotation of a GenBank genome assembly.
AUGGAUUGCUAUGAAGAUGAUCCUUCGUAUUUUACUUUUUUCUUUGAUACUAGCCGACGAUUAAGCUGCUAUUUGGCACCAGAAAGAUUCUGCACCAGUCAAGAAUUGAAUUUACAUCCAAAUCUUCCUGGUGAAUUCAUGGAUGUUUCUAAAGGUCUUACGCAUGCAAUGGACAUUUUUUCGCUGGGCUGUGUUCUUGUCGAACUGUUCACUGAAGGCCAAUGCCCAUUCACUUAUGAGUUGAUUGUAAAGUACAAACAUGCAUCUUAUGUGGAGGCGCAAAUUAUCAUUCAAAAAAUACAAGAGCAAAUGCCUAAAGAAAUGCGUCGUUUGAUUGGUUUGAUGCUUCACCGAAACCCUGCUAAAAGACCUAGGGCAUCAGUUUUGCUUCGAAAGUACUCGCUUAUGUUUCCAUUGAUAUUCGAUCAUUUUCUAUAUGAUUAUAUUAAUGCUUUUCGGCCAAAGUAUAUACCGACAAUUGUGUCGCUUGAAGAACCACAGACUGCAGAAUUAAUGGAAUCCGAUGAUGUUAUUGCAAAGUUAGUAUCUGAUCUAGAACCAACUAUGGAAAGAUUCUCAAAACACUGCUCUGUUGUUGGAAAGUCAAACGGCAAAGUGUCUGCAGUUGUUCUCAUUGUUUCAUUGAUAACAUCAAAUAUGCGCACAUUGAGAUCCUCAUCUGCCAAAUUUGAUGCUAUGAAGUUAUUACAUGAGUAUGCACCACUAACUGACCCAUCAGUUAUUACUGAUCGUAUGUUGCCUUACUUGAUCGAUAUGCUGUCAGACAGUAUGAUUCAAGUUAAAUGUGAAGCUAUCCAUUCAGUCACCGUACUACUUUCAUCAUUUGUCGUUAUCCCGCCUAACGAAACUCGAUUAUUCAUAGACUACCUUUUCCCAAAACUUAAAUUUGUUUCCAUAGACAAGAAUGAUUUGGUUCGGAUGACUCUUGCACAGAAUUUGGGUGAUUUAGCUGAAACUUCUUUCAGAUUUAUUCAUGAAGGUCGCAAAAAUUUAUCUGAUGAAUUGUUGGGUGGAUCACUGAUCACAGAAAUGGAUGAUAGAGAACGAGUAGAGCAACUUGCAAGGCAAGAAAUGAGGGCACUUGAACAAACAGUUAUUGAUAUCUUUGUCAAUUUAUGUGAUUCCGAUAACAGUGUCAAGCAUAGUAUUGUGACGUCGCAGUCGUUGAUAAAAUUGUGUCAUUUUUUUGAUCCUACAGAUGUAUUACUGUCACAUUUGAUCACAUUUUUAAACGACAAAGUUGAUUGGCGUCUCCGAGCGUCGUUUUUUGAAUGCUGUCCCAUUAUCGCUCGUUUCGUUGGUCGUCAAAGUACUUAUAUUUUGAAAUCACUCUUAGAGCAGGGUUUACAUGAUUACGAGGAAUUUGUCCAACUGCGAACUUUAUAUUGUAUAUGCAGACUUUGUGAACAGGAUUUACUAGAAAAACCUGCUGUGUUCCAAUUACUUGCUGAUAUCGUGCCAUUUUUAGCACAUCCAAAUGAGUAUCUGCGAAUGGCAACACUGAAUAUUUUAUGUGAAUUAGAUGCAAAAUUUGGUGUGGCAGAUGUUUUAUGCAAAAUUAUGCCUGUAGUUGAACCAUUUAUAAAAGAGCGAUUGAUAAGGUUGCGGAACAAGUUUGUAAUUGUUUCUGCCUUAAAACCAUAUAUCCCGCGCUUAAUUUGGAAUUAUGUAGUGAAUGUUUCACCCGUCAAAUCGUUAAUCAGCUUCAUAGCUGAUAAACAGAUGUACAUUGCACUAGAUGGUGGUUCUGAUUCGAUGUUUGCGACCAGCCGAAAAUAUCAUCCACUUCCGGCACAGUUGGAAUCAUGCUUAAAACAUUUAGAAAAUUUGGGAAUGGAUUCCAGUAUGGAACAUAGACUGAUUCGAUUUGAAAAUACCAUCACGAAAAUGAUUGAAUUCAGUGGCAGUUUGGGUGCUGCUACCUCAGAUCGAAAUUAUGGUGUCAUUGAUUUGGCAGGAACAGAUGUCAAGUUACAGAUAUACGAUCUUUGCAAUGAUCAAAAAACAGCAUGUAUCAAGAAUGUUCCGGCAAAUGGUCAGUAUCCUGUAGAAUGGAAAAACAUUUAUGAUGGAAUCAGUGCAUUUGUGCCAAAUUUUAUCAGCUCAUCAGAAUUACUCACAGUUCCAGAUACAACACCUGAGGGCGUUUUUUCAACAUCCGGAUUUUCAAAUCUUGGAGGAGACAAUUCAUCUGUACGUUCGUCAGCUUGGAAAGUUAUGUUGUCAGAGCUCUUAACUCACAAGCGAGAACGUUAUACAAAACGUCAACGAUUCCAUUCCAUCAUUUAUUCUGGAAGUUCUUCUGGUCAUUCAAAUUCUUCAGUGCCUUUACCAUCAGUACAUGUCGGGAGUAGUCUCAUUUCGCAUAUAAAUGAGCACAAGGCUGCUGUCAAAAAAUUGGCAAAAAAUCCAAAUGGUUUUUAUUUUGCAAGCGCAGCAGCUGAUGGUGCAAUAAAGUUGUGGUCUUUGAAUCGUAUACGAGGAGAUUUGAGUACAACUGUACGAGCUGAUGCUACAUUUUCAUAUGAAGGCCAAAAUAUCACCUCAAUACAGUUUUUGGGACCAACGGGGUCUCAUCUAGUUGUUGCCAGCAGAGAUGCUCUUGUUAACAUCUUGGAUGCUGAACGAAUGCAUAUUGCAGCGAAAUUUAAUUUUGAAAAAGAAGAAGGUCAUCCGGUGAAUAUCAUUGCUACUGACAAUCUUGUUUAUGUCCUUACUCAUCACAGUCAUAUUGUCUGUUUGGAUUACAGGAUGCCCAUAUAUACGAAGGCUCUUUGGGGGUGUAAGCCGAAAGUCGCAUGGCAAUAUCGAAUAAAGAAUGAGUAUGGUUUGAUGACUUCAUUUUGUGUUGAUCCAGUGAAUCAAAACUGGAUGUGCCUUACUUCAACAAAUCGUUACGCCAUUCUCUGGGAUCUUAGAUUUGGGAUUGAAGUUAACAGCUGGCCACAUCCUAAUAAGGUAUGUCGUAUGUUGCGUUGUUGGCCAGCAUAUCCGAACGAGCAUACUGAUGGUUCGUGUGCAGAAAUUUGGACAGCAUCAUCAUGUGCUUUCGAACUCUCACGAUGGAAACUAGAAACGGCUCAACGUACACAUGUGUUGUGGCCUGCAUCUGCCAUGGGUUUAAAACCUUUUCACUACUCAUCAAAGGAUAAACAUGUAACAGAAGCAUUAGUUAUAUGUCCAUUAACCGGUCGCAUUUUUACUGGAGAUAAUGUGGGGGCUAUACGCUCGUACAAUUUAUCAAAUCCGAACGAAUGCUUCUAUCUUUCUGGCCCACUUCGACGAACUUCAGAAACUGUUUCAUCUCUAGCCGAACAUUUUGCAUCUAUCCGUUACAACAAAUCUACCAUUGAUACAGUGGAAGUAAUAAGUGAAACUGUUACUGGAAAAAUCAAUGAACCAAUUUAUUCUGUAAAUCCACUGGAAGCUCAGCUGACGGUAUCCCAUAAGAGUUCAAUUACCGACUUACUUUGUUGUGGAGAGUAUUUGAUUUCAUCUUGUCGAGAUGGGGUGAUCAAGGUCUGGAAGUAAGA